Messenger RNA from Striga hermonthica, 792 nucleotides. Lineage: Eukaryota; Viridiplantae; Streptophyta; Magnoliopsida; Lamiales; Orobanchaceae. The record is from the annotation of a GenBank genome assembly.
AUGGAGAUUAUUACUUCAACAAGUUCCGGUGCCCAUUUGCUUCUCCUUUCAAGUAAUCGUACAACAAAUACAAUACGGGCCAACAGUACACCGCCAAAAGCUUCGUCAUCUCCAUUACCGCCUUCAGAAAAUAUCAAGGACAAAAUCGAAAUAAGAGUGUGUACAAAUAGGACAUGCAGAAAGCAAGGGUCUCUGGACGUUUUUCAACUCCUUACCGGCAUAUCCCCGCCGUCCGUCACCGUCAAAUCCUGUGGGUGCCUCGCCCGUUGCGGGUCGGGUCCCAAUAUCGUAAUCCUGCCGGAGGGUGUACUCGUGGGGCAUUGUGGGACGCCCAGAAAGGCUGCUGAGGUGAUGGCGGCCGUCUGUGGGAUUGAGGACGAAGGAGACGUGGCCACCAAGUGUUUGGAAGCAUUGGCUUUGAGGAAGAUAGCUGAAGAUGAAGCGGGCCGAGCUGAUUUUGCAAAGGCUUGUGAUUUACUCUCCCAGGCUAUCCAUCUGAAACCAUUUGGGGGUCUCCAUAUACUGUACAAGGACAGGUCUGCAGCAAGAUUGGCAAUGGGAGACAUUAAUGGAGCACUUGAAGAUUCUAAAGAGGCUAUGAACCUUGCACCUCACUACCCUGAGGCUUAUCUUUGUGAGGGUGAUGUAUUUUUCGCCAUGGAACAAUUUGAUGGAGCUGAGGAAUCCUUCUCAAUUGCUUUGGACUUAGAUCCAUCUAUUCGCCGUUCAAAAUCAUUCAAGACCCGGAUUGCAAAGCUUCGUGAGAAACUAGCUCCUGCCAGCAUGUCUUGA